Canis lupus familiaris (dog) is the source of this 4920-nucleotide messenger RNA. It is a transcript of the gene TNFRSF19, whose product is annotated as TNF receptor superfamily member 19. The transcript has 11 exons. The record is from RefSeq and is a predicted model, not a curated record. Lineage: Eukaryota; Metazoa; Chordata; Mammalia; Carnivora; Canidae. Gene Ontology annotation, cellular component: plasma membrane. Gene Ontology annotation, molecular function: protein binding; signaling receptor activity. Gene Ontology annotation, biological process: positive regulation of JNK cascade; positive regulation of canonical NF-kappaB signal transduction. The coding region runs from base 770 to 2017 and encodes 415 amino acids.
GGAUAAAGCAGAACCCGCUGGCACUAGGCAAAGCUUCCAACACACAAUCCCCAACACAGCUUGGGAACCGAAAAAAGCUACAGAUCCAGCCACUCAGCCCAAGCUUGGGGGAGCCACCGGUAUUGCCUGGUUGCAGAGGGGAAGGGGAAAAAAAAAAAAAAAAAAGGAAAACAACGUGAUCCAUGUUAAACAAAAGAAUUUGUGGACUAGGAGGCGGGAGGGUGACUACCUGCCGAAAGGGAACUUUCUGAUAUCCGUGCAUAUAUAUAAACUUAGUCGUGCCUUUCAUGUUCUGCAACUGAUCACCGAUCAGAUUACGGGCAUUUCAUCUCCCUGCUCGUCUGCCUUUGAUCUGCAUGGUUAAUUUUAUUUUCCUGGAUUUGAAGUUUCGUCUGGGCUUGUGCUGACAUACAUUUUUGGGAAGGUAGAAGCAUUUGGCAUAGAAGUGCUGCCAAGGAGAAACUAAGUUGCCGAAAGGAUUACUUUCACUGUACUGGUUGGAGGAAGUACUCACACAUGCCAAACAUGAGCUGUAUCUGCUUCUUUGUGGAGCUGCAGGCCCAAGACCCAAGCCUUGCAGGGUAUAUGCCACUCAGGAGCACUGGAGCCAACCCACCUGGGUGUACAUCUUGCUAUGCCUCUCAUUGGCCUUGAGCAAGGGACUCAGUCCUCUCUGAGCCUGUUUCCCCACAUCUCUAAAAUUGGAUAUCUACCUUCUAGAGUCCUUGUGAAGAAAACUCCUCCACAAUAAAUACACGUAAUAAGAGCCAUGGCUUUAAAAGUGCUCCUGGAACAAGAAAAAGCAUUUCGCACCAUUGUACUUUUACUGGCCUAUUUGGCAUGUGAAGUGAUUUGUGAAACAGGAGACUGUAGACAACAAGAAUUCAGGGAUCGAUCUGGAAAUUGUGUUCUCUGCAAGCAAUGUGGGCCAGGCAUGGAAUUGUCUAAGGAAUGCGGCUUUGGCUACGGGGAGGAUGCCCAGUGCAUGACGUGCCGGCCUCAGAGGUUCAAGGAGGACUGGGGCUUUCAGAAAUGCAAGCCGUGCCUGGAGUGCGCGGCCGUGAACCGCUUCCAGAAGGCCAACUGCUCCGUCACCAGCGAUACCGUCUGCGGGGACUGCUUGCCAGGGUUUUAUAGGAAGACAAAACUUGUCGGUUUUCAAGACAUGGAGUGUGUACCUUGUGGAGAUCCUCCUCCUCCUUACGAGCCACACUGUACCAGUAAGGUCAACCUCGUGAAGAUCCCAUCCACGGCCUCCAGCCCGCGGGACACAGCCCUGGCGGCCGUUAUCUGCAGCGCCCUGGCCACUGUCCUGCUGGCCCUGCUCAUCCUCUGUGUCAUCUAUUGUAAGAGGCAAUUUAUGGAGAAAAAACCCAGCUGGUCUCUGAGAGCACAAGACAUUCAGUACAACGGUUCUGAACUGUCAUGUUUUGACAGACGUCGGCUCAACGAAUCUGUUCCCAGAGCUUGUUGUCGGUGCCACCGGGACUCGGCCCAGACCUGUGGGCCUGUCCACUUGAUUCCAUCUCUGUGCUGUGAUGAGGCCUGCAGCGGGGACCGGGUGACUCUUGGCUGUAGGGUGCAUUCCAAGGCCACUCUUCAGGAGAGACACACAGGUCCAGCAGGGGAGACCAUGCCCACGUUCUUCGGGUCCCUUUCAAGGUCCAUCUGUGGUGAGUUUUCAGACGCCUGGCCUCUGAUGCAGAAUCCCAUUUGUGGUGAUGACAUCUCUUUUUGUGACUCAUAUCCUGAACUCCCCGGAGAAGAAACUCAUUCUCUCAGUCCAGAGAACGAAAGCUCAUCAUCUUUGGAUUCAAACAGUAGCCAGGAUUUGGUUGGUGGAGCUCUUCCAGAGCAUUCUGAAAACUUUAUGGAAACUACUGAUUUCUCUAGACAUAACAGCCCCCCGACAGAACCAGUGCUGACUCAGAAUACACUGACUACCAGAAGCCAGCUACGGCAGGAGAGUGGUGACAUCACUGACCUGACCACUCAGACAUCCCUGCAGGAAGCUUAAAGGAGUUGCUUCUUUCUGCCGUUGAAGCAUAUGGAUGGAACCCACCGGGCACUCGCCCCUCCGCUUAGGCUUAUGAACUGAGCACAGUCUGGACCCUGCGCGGCUUCUGGGGGAAAAGAAAAUAAAUCUGAACCAAACUGAUGGCGUUUUAAGCCUUUCAACCAGUUGCUUCUGAGCCAGACCAGCUGUAAGCUGAAACCUCAAGCAAUAACAAGGAAAGACUCCAGGCACUCACAAUACUUUGCAUCUUUCCUAAACAAGAAGCUUCUAUGCCACAAGCGUGACUUCAAAGACUGAUGGGUCGAGUUUGCAGCCUACGAGAUUAUGAGCAUAUAACAAGAAACAGAAAUGCAUUCAUGCUUAUUUUCACGGCGAAUGUGGUUUUACCAGACUGAAGACCCAGACUCUAUGUUUUUUCAUUUAUACUUUCUCUCCAGGAAUAAUUUCAUAUAGCCAAUUAUCCUACUAAAAGUCAGUGUCAGAUUAGUUACCUGAGUUAUUAUGUCGAAGCGUUCAAAAAUGAGUGUUUGUAUGUGAUGAAACUCACUUUUUCAUCAUCUGAUUAGCUUAAGAGGUUAUAAUUGACUUCAUAUUGCCUGCCUAAAUCAUGGGUUUGUUAGAAGAAGGCAACUGGCCUGACUAGGAAUCAGAGGAGGGCAAGCCUUCUCCAGAACGGAGAACCUGUAACCUUAGCUACUGACUUGUGAACCCCUGCCGGAGCUGGUAAUGAGAGGAGCCUGAGCUGGGGAAGUGGUGGGGAAAGAGCUGCCCACCACCCUGUGUUAAAAACCACUUAGCACAUGUAUCCUAGAGACUUGGAUACAAUGAUUAGCAUAUUUCUGUGAAAAGCAAUUGAUAUGGAAGCAUUUGUUACUUCUGACUCUGUGAUUGAGCUUAGAAGAUCCAGAAUUUCUCUCUUAUAGAAAAGUGAUAAUUUAUAAAGAUAAUUUUCCUCCCCUCCCCUCCUUCUGCCUCCAAAGCCUACCAGCCUGUCCUCUAUACCUAUGAGUUUAUUUUUGUUUUUGUUUUUGCGUCAUAUCUUAUAACUAAGGGCUUUAGAAAUUACCGCUUAUCUGGUUCCCCUCCUGCUGGAAUGUAACACCCAGCGAACCGUCUUAAGAGACUGCACGACAUACUAGAAUGGGAAGAAAAAGCAGGCAGCCUAGAGGAGAGCAGUUCGUAACUGCCCUCAUGGAGUCCGCCCAAGUGUUACAGUGGUCCCUCCGACUGUGCACAUUUCGUUAGCACAGUGAUCUGCCAUAGGCAGUGAUGCUGGAUUUAAGUGUGGCGUCAGGCGCCCCAUCCCUUACAUCCUUGGUGUUUACACACUAGAAUUUUCUCUACAGCUAAGAGAGACAAUGAACCCAGUUCAGCCACAAACCGGAAGAUGGCUCAUUUGCUCUUAAUCUUUACACCCUGGAGAGGAAUUACUUGAGCAGGAUUUAUCUGUUUCCUACUUGAACCUACAUGAUCAGCUCUGGCCUUUGUCUUUUCACAUUUGCACUUAAAAAAGAAAUCGAACAUCACUGUGUUUGAGCUCACUAAAAUACAUAGUUUCCCAGUUGCCCCACCCAGAUCACUCUUUUACCUAACAUUAAAUUGAACUAAAAAAGAUCUGUCUUUCUUAGGACUUUUUAUCUUCUCACUUAUUAGACCAUGCUUCUCUCUCUCUGUAGGAAGUUAGGAACAUCUAAUGAGCCUUCUUCUUGGUAGCUGGACCGGUUUCUCUCCCCAUGGUUUUAGGCUCUAAUAUGUGUGGAUUAGCUUGCCUGUGCUUGGUUCUUCUCGUGACCUCAGUUCCUUGAACCAAAAUAAGAAAUUAGAAUCAUCUCAGGGUGACCCACAAUCUUUUGUGUCUCCCUAGUACCCUCUUUUCUUUUCCUUUUGGAGCAUUCACCAAUGGUUUUUAAAUUUUGAUAAGUCGCCAGCUCUUAGGAGAGUUGCCUUUAGGAAAGUCAUGUAAAAUAUUUAGGAUUUGACCACAAGAUGUCUAUGAAAAUGCACACUAGAGUUUCCUCGAGUGGCUUCACUGUAAUUCACAUAUGUAUGCCAUUGUUUGCAAUCUGAGCGUUUUGUUUUGACAGAGGAUGAUCAAAGUAGGCCCGGGUUGUGCUGCUUCUGGUGACCUGAAUAUAUUUUCCACAUGUAGAAACCCUCCUCAACUUCAAAGACAAACACUUGCUGGAGAGAGCUAGAUGGAUGGGAAUGAGACUGUGGCCCUAAACCCUGAAACAUCACUUUGGAUCAGUGAGGAAAUACUUAGGGUUGAAAGCUGAUUUCAUUUGAUACUAAAUUUGAAAAUUCCAGGGUUAUUUUAUCAAGAUGAAGACAUUUUACCACCACCUACUGCAGAAACAUAUAAUAAUGUUAGAUUCUAUACUCUGUGUAAACACUUGAGAGGAAAAGCCCAAUCUGCAUUUCCCGUAGUUGGAAUAUCCUACAGCGAUCACAGGAACUCAGUCUCUAGGAUGUGGAUGCCAGGAAAUCAUCAUCAGGUAAUAAAAGGGCUGGGAGUGAGAACUGGUGUGACUUCAAACAUUACAGAGACCCACCAACAAGAAUGAGACAAGGAUUUGGUGACCGACCAUGUAAAGGCAAGGGUUUCCUCAUUUUGUGUAUAUGGAAUAUAUUUUUCAAAUAUAGAUUUUCUACUUUAGAUAAAAUGUUACUGUUGCUAAUACCUAGUUAAGCUUUAUUGUUCAUGGUAGUAAAAAAAAAAAUUGAAGAGAAAAGGAAAAAAAGUCCAUCAUUGCUUGAAGGUCACCAGCUUGAAUCAAUUUAGAUUUCAUCAUUACUAUUUUGCAUACUGGAAUUUAUAAAUUUGUAAAUUUUCAUUUUCUUAUACAAAUUGUUUUGUAAUAUCCUUUUUUAUAUGUGAAUAAAAUCGUUACCUGGUAUUCGUA